Messenger RNA from Teleopsis dalmanni, 1716 nucleotides. RefSeq lists its product as uncharacterized. The record is from RefSeq and is a predicted model, not a curated record. Lineage: Eukaryota; Metazoa; Arthropoda; Insecta; Diptera; Diopsidae. The transcript is spliced from 4 exons. The coding region runs from base 582 to 1478 and encodes 298 amino acids.
AAAAAAAAACACCAACAAUGCUUACCCCAAGACGUACGAGUUUCAGUUUAAUCAUUAAAUAUUAAAUGAAAAUAUAUGUGAACAUUAAUAUUAGAAAUUAAUAUCAAAAACUUCAAUUUUGAGAAAUUUAACCCGAAGAUAGUAUCAAAAAGCAAUCCUUCCAAGUGUCAGGAUCAAACAAACCAUGCACCCUGGCAUCGUGCAUCCAAGGAAACAACAAAAAUCGCCAUAAAUGUUAAAAGUGAUACCAUAAAAGCAUAGCAGGCAUCAGGCAUCUUAAAUGGAACGAUUAAAAUUAAAUUGUUUAAAAAAUAAUUUGUUGUUAUUUAACUAUUCCGCAUGCAUUAAGAAUAAUAGUUGUCAAGUUGCAACAACAACGGCGAAGGAAAUAAAUUUCUUAUUGUACGAAAUCUCGCUGAAGCACAUCUUCAACGUUGAGUCGUUCGUGCUGUGUGUGUGCGUGUGCGUAUGCAUUUGCCUGCUCUUGAUGCAUGUCUGUGUGUACAUGUGUGUGUGUGCCCAUCUUCAUUUUCUUUUUCUACUGCAACAACAACGACUCUGGUACAUAUCCUUGCUGACAAAUGGGCUCAUGUUUUGGGCGCUGCGUUUCAAAGGAGCCGCACUCUAUUACAGCAACCACAUCUUCCUGUUUGUGGCGUUCAGCAACAGAUGAACAAGAAGCAGAACUCAUUUCCAAUGCCACCGAUUGUUACAAGAAUGAAAAUUUUAUAAUUCGUAGUAUUAAACUAAAGAAAAAGCAAAAUUUACCAGAAUUCAUUGAAAAACUUUGGAAGAAACAAGAUAUAAACUAUGAUAAGUUGAUUAACAAAAAUGGCAAUGAUAGCCUAACAGAUAUACAUUUGCAAAAUCUCAACGUUAACAAUUUAUUGACAUCGGCCGUAUUUACCAAAGAAUCAACAAUGAAUUAUACACCCAGUAACAAUACAGCUGCAGCUAGCUCUCGUGCUAGUUCACUUGAUCUGGAAUGGGAGCAUGAAUAUACUAACAUACAUAACAUGACAAUGAGACAUUAUACACAAUCAAGCUACACAAUUAUACAGGCAACACCAACAUCAACAUCGACUUCAACACCACCACUCCCUAUCAUAUUGCCACCAACAACACCAUUACCACCGAAACAAAAUAGUAAAUAUGGUAACACUGGUCGUAAUAACUCUUUCACGCGUACAUCAUCGCAUAAUUCAUGGUCACAUAUAUCAACACCCGAAUCAAUGGAAUGGGAUAUCGAUGAGGAGCAGCAACGUCAAUUGCAUGUAGAAGAUGAUAGACUAGACCAUGAAACGCUACAACUUCUACAUCAAAUCGAACAACUGAAGAAUCAAGUGCUUAAUGAAACCGGAGACGGUUUAUAUGAACUUCAAAAUAGUUGCAACACUUAUGGUUCAGAUUACGAAGAGACGAGAAAUGGUUCAGUUUACAGAGACAAUAGCAAUAACGUAAGCACUACUAUAAUUUAGUUUAAGAGGGACAUAUAUUCAUAUAUGAUAAAAAUAAUAUGAUAAGGAGAUUGAUAAGAUACGGAGAUUAUAGAGUGAAUGUCAAUAUAUCUAUUCACCCAUGUACGAGAAUUCAACUGUAAAAGAAAUAUUUGAAAGGCAUAAAGAAUGAAGAAUUUGGAAGAAGGAUAGAUUUCUAGUAUUAACUGCUCAAAUAGCAUCCUCAAAAAUUUCACACUAAAAAAAAAGAAAUAUAUUA